AUGGGGAGUGAAAUGGUAAACCUAUAUGUGCCUUUUACCAGGAGAAGGAAAGUUUCACCAAAUGGAGAAUGCACUCAGGAAAACCUAGGCAGGGUGAAGCGUCUCGGAUGCUUUGACCAUGCUCAGCGGCAGCUUGGGGAACGCUGUCUGUAUGUCUUCCCAGCCAAGGUAGAGCCGGCCAAGAUUGCCUGGGAAUGUCCAGAAAAAAACUACGCCCAGGGGGAGGGCUCUAUGGCCAAGAAGGUGAAGUGCCUAUUAAAGAAGCAAGUUGUGAGGAUCAUGUCUUGCACCCCAGACACCCAGUGUCCCAGAGACCAUUCCAUGGAGGACCCAGACAAGAAAGGAGAAGCCAGAGCCAAGAGCGAAGCAGGGUCUGUGAGCCCUGAGGAGCCACCAGAUGGGUCAGCCAGCCCUGUGGAGAUGCAGGAUGAGGGUCCAGAGGAGCCUCAGGAGGCAGGCGAACCACUGCCCCCUUUCCUGUUGAAGGAGGGCGGAGAUGAUGGGCUGCACUCGGCUGAGCAGGAUGCAGAUGAUGAGGCCGCUGACGACACAGAUGACACCAGCUCGGUGACCUCCUCUGCCAGCUCCACCACCUCCUCCCAGAGUGGAAGUGGUACAAGUCGUAAAAAGAGUAUUCCCUUGUCCAUCAAGAACUUAAAGCAGAAACACAAGAGGAAGAAGAGUAAGAUCACUCUUGACUUCAAGCCAGGGGACAGCCAUCAGUGGGCCACGUGGCCCGUGUGGACGUCAGCAGCAAGGUGGAGGUGGUAUGAGCUGACAGCUCAAAAACUAUCAUCCUGCCACAGGCCCUUAGCUGGGCUCCUGCUUGGGGAGGAAGUGGGGCAAAGGGCCUGUCGUGGAGACCUGGGGACCUCACAGCAUAGUAAGGGCUUCAGCUGGAAAGUUGAAAACAGAAAAGGGAGGAAGGGGAUCUCCAAGGCCUCAGCAAGUCAGGUCGGGGACCCCAGAGUGCCUCAGAGUGAGUUCCUGUCUGAAUUGCUGUUGCGCUCUCUCCCCCAGCACUUCUACACCAUUGAGUCUGAGAUUGAGGAGUCAGACUACGAUUCAGUAGAAGGCAGCACCAGUGGGGCAUCCUCGGACGAGUGGGAGGGCGACAGUGACAGCUGGGAGAUAGACAAUGGGCUGGUAGACGAUGAACACCCCAAGACAGAGGACCCCCCCAUCCUGCCCAUGGAGCAGCCAGCAGCCCCUGAGGAGGACAAGGGGGUGGUGAUCAGUGAGGAGGCUGCCACAGCUGCCAUCCAGGGGGCUGUGGCCAUGGCGGCCCCCAUGGCAGGGCUGAUGGAGAAAGCUGGUAAGGAUGCGCCUCCCAAGAGUUUCCGGGAACUGAAAGAGGCCAUCAAGAUCCUGGAGAGCCUCAAGAACAUGACAGUGGAGGAGCUACUCACGGGCUCCCCCACCUCACCCACUGUGGAGCCUGAGAAGCCAACCUGGGAGAAGAAGUUUCUGGAUGACAUCAAGAAGCUUCAGGAGAACCUCAAGAAGACCCUGGAGGAGGAGAAGAUGGAGGCGGUGCCCGACACAGAACGCAAGGAUGACAACCCUGAGGGGCAGUUGCCGGUGAAGGUGGAGUGGCCCAGUGAGACACCUGUGCUCUGCCAGCAGUGUGGCAGGAAACCUGGAGUCACCUUCACCCGCACCAAGGGCGAGGUCUUCUCUGUGCUGGAGUUUGCACCCUCAAAUCACUCUUUCAAGAAAAUUGAGUUCCAGCCUCCAGAAGCCAAGUUCUUCAGCACAGUACGGAAGGAGAUGGCUCUGCUGGCUACCUCACUCCCUGAUGGCAUCAUGGUCAAGACUUUUGAGGACAGAAUGGCAAGUGGGCUAGUGGGAGCUUGUGGCUGCCUGAACCCUAACCUGUAUGACAAUGGGAAGGUGUGCGUCAGCCUCCUGGGUACCUGGAUUGGAAAGGGGACGGAGAGGUGGACGAGCAAAUCCAGCCUUCUCCAGGUGCUCAUCUCCAUCCAAGGUCUGAUCCUGGUGAAUGAACCAUACUACAACGAAGCUGGCUUUGACCUUGCCCGGGGCCUGCAGGAAGUAUGUGAGAACAGUCGCUGCUACAAUGAAAUGGCCCUAAUCCGAGUGGUGCAGUCCAUGACACAGUUGGUACGGAGGCCUCCGGUGUUCGAGCAGGAGAUCCGGCAGCACUUUAGCACUGGGGGCUGGCGGCUGGUGAACCGCAUCGAGUCCUGGCUGGAAACCCAUGCCCUGCUGGAGAGGGCCCAGGCACUGCCCAACGGGAUCCCUAAGGACAGCAGUUCUCCAGAGCCACCAGCUGCAGCUGAGCUCUCAGACUCCUGCCGUGAAGAACCUGAGGAUGGUGGGAUGACCCUUGGGGAGGUCUCCCAAGGCUCAGACUCAGAGGGUGGUGCCCAAGGCCCAGCCUCAACCAGCAGGGACCACACGGAGCAGACUUCUGAGACAGCUCCCGAUGCAUCCGUGCCACCCAGUGUGAAACCAAAGAAACGGAGAAAGAGCUACCGAAGCUUCCUGCCCGAGAAGAGUGGCUACCCCGACAUCGGCUUCCCCUUCUUCCCCCUCUCCAAGGGCUUCAUCAAGAGCAUCCGGGGCGUCCUGACACAGUUCCGUGCUGCCCUGCUAGAGGCAGGUAUGCCUGAGAGCACAGAGGACAAGUAGCCACCAGCCCUAGAGGAGGAGCCUCACAGUGGGAUAGGCCAGCCGCUGCCUGCCCCCUCCCUCCCUGGAAU
Molecule: messenger RNA, 2726 nt
Organism: Nannospalax galili (Upper Galilee mountains blind mole rat)
Lineage: Eukaryota; Metazoa; Chordata; Mammalia; Rodentia; Spalacidae
Product: (E3-independent) E2 ubiquitin-conjugating enzyme-like
Source: RefSeq, a predicted model, not a curated record